AUGUCAAACGUGAGCUUUCUUGAGUUGCAGUACAAGCUCUCUAAGAACAAGAUGCUGAAGACGCCUUCAAGGAUGUUCUCUAGAGACAGACAAUCUUCAGGCCUGUCUUCGCCCGGAUCAGGAGGCGUCUCUCAGCCUACAAUCAACGAGAUGAGACGUGUUUUCAACAGAUUUGACUCAGACAAAGACGGGAAAAUCUCUCAGACAGAGUAUAAGGUGGUGCUGCGAGCUCUAGGACAAGAAAAGGCGAUCGAGGACGUCCCCAAAAUCUUUAAGGCCGUGGAUCUGGAUGGUGAUGGGUUUAUUGACUUCAGGGAGUUUAUGGAAGCACACAAGAAAAGUGGAGGGCUUAAGUCUUUGGAUAUACGAAACGCUUUCUGGACUUUUGAUUUGAAUGGCGAUGGGAAGAUAAGCGCAGAGGAAGUGAUGUCGGUGCUGAGGAAGCUUGGGGAGAGGUGUGGCUUAGAAGACUGCAAGAGGAUGGUGAAAGCUAUUGAUGCAGAUGGAGAUGGAUUGGUUAAUAUGGAAGAGUUCAUGAGGAUGAUGACUCAAACUAUGAACAUUGUUUGA
This is a messenger RNA of Arabis nemorensis, 570 nucleotides long. The record is from the annotation of a GenBank genome assembly. Lineage: Eukaryota; Viridiplantae; Streptophyta; Magnoliopsida; Brassicales; Brassicaceae.